This is a messenger RNA of Ceratotherium simum simum (southern white rhinoceros), 3298 nucleotides long. It is a transcript of the gene PEX26, whose product is annotated as peroxisomal biogenesis factor 26. Lineage: Eukaryota; Metazoa; Chordata; Mammalia; Perissodactyla; Rhinocerotidae. The record is from RefSeq and is a predicted model, not a curated record. Gene Ontology annotation, biological process: protein import into peroxisome matrix; protein import into peroxisome membrane. Gene Ontology annotation, molecular function: ATPase binding; protein-containing complex binding. Gene Ontology annotation, cellular component: peroxisome; peroxisomal membrane.
CGGCGGGCCCUGGCCGACGGCGCCCCGGCGGAGCAGCCCGCGGGCACCUCCUCGGAGGUGAAAUGCUCCCUCUGUGUUGUGGGGAUCCAGGCCCUGGCAGAAAUGAAUCGGUGGCGGGAAGUGCUGUCCUGGGUCCUUCAGUAUUACCAGGUUCCUGAAGAGCUGCCCCCCAGAGUCCUGGAGCUGUGUGUUCUUUUAUACAGCAAAAUGCAAGAGCCUGGAGCCAUGCUGGAAGUGGUCAGUGCCUGGCUCCAAGACCCAGACAAUCAGGGCCUUCCAGAAUACAGAGCCUUGGCAGAACUUCACCUGCAGCGGGUUCUGCUGCCUCUGGGCUGCCUGUCGGAGGCUGAGGAGCUGGUGGUGGGCUCUGCAGCCUUCAGUGAUGAGCAGCGGCUGGACGCACUCCAGGCCAUUAGCACAGCAAGGCAACAGCAGAGACACCAACGCUCUGGCUCUGAGGAGGCCCAGAAACUAAACCAGCAAGGCUCCUUCUUCCACAAGUUUCUGUCACUAUUGCUGUUGCUUCGCCGGCUUUGGGACUUUGCAGUGAGCCACUUCUUUUCCCUGCCCUUCAAAAAGAGCCUCCUGGCCGCCUUGAUCCUCUGCCUCUUGGUGGCAAGGUUUGAUCCAGCUUCUCCUUCUUCCCUGCCCUUCCUCUACAAGCUGGCUCAGCUCUUCCAUCGGAUCCGGGAGGCCGUGUUUCGUCCUCUCGGCCAGCUUCCCAUCCACGACUGAGGGGUCUUCCUCACUCACCUCACCUCUGCCCCUCACGUCUGCGGCGACAGAAGCAGAGUAACUCAUCCGUGUCAGCCUAUUUGUUUUGCUGGCUGGUUCCCUGUAGGAGUGGAGCCAGCCUGAUUCUAGAAAGAGCUGAUCCAGUCAGGUGAACUGUAUCUUGCUGCCUGAAUGCUCUCUCCCUCGCACCACACUUGGGCUUGUGUUGGUAGGUAAUGUGGAAACAGAGUGGGGCCAGAGAGCACAAGUCCUCCAGAAGAGUCCCCCCGUAUUCCCAGAGGCCCCUUGUGAAGGAGGAGUUUGGGAAAGGAGAGUGCAUUCAUGAACAUUCCAUCUUUUUGGCAAAGGCACAGGGUGGAUUUUUCAGGUCAGGGUGUUAAUGAAACUGGAAGUUCAGGAAGUCCAGUCUGAUGGAGUGAUCCUUGGCCUUUCACUUCCUUGAAAAACUUACCUCUGAAAAUCGCCCUACAGGGCAGGCACUUGAGUAGUCAGAGUGAGAUCUGAGAAAGCCUCUUUCUUUUCUGUGCUCCUCUCCACAGAUCUGGUUUAGCUAUUUAUCAGUAUUCCGUUCCCAUGGUUUUGCGAUAGGCUCGAAGCUGCUUGGGCCCUCUCUCUGUUCAGACCAGGGCCUGGCUUUCAGAACCACCUGGGUGACCACUGAAAACAAAGUAAGGCUGCUCAGCUCCCCUCACUGGGUAAGUGAUCUUGUGUGGUGCCUCUCAGGCUUCAGCUCAGUUUUCCAGGUUGUCAGUGGCCAAGCCCUGCUCUAUUACACUCGGUGUGUCUCCUGCCCUUUCCCUGCUGUCAGCCCUUUCUCCCUGCUCUGCAGUAGUAGUUUUGUACCUUGUCUGAUAGCUUUUGGACCAGGUUCUGCCUGUGUCCUUGCCUCCUUGGUAUGCCUCCUUGGUUGCUUGUUCCUCCCUUUCUAUAUCUUGUUGUUCUAGUUAUAUUCUAUUGUUUGUAUAAUGCACAAGUUUUUCUGCUCGUGGGGCCUUGGAAAGUAGGCCAGCCUCAGAGCCUGAUGAGCUGAAAAUGGAACUGGGUAAUCAGGUGAGCUAGAAGCCGUGUGCGGAGGGGUUGGGCAAAGGGGAGACAUGGGUUUUGAAGGCAAUGAACAAUUUUAUUCAUUGUUGUGGGGAGGAGGCAUUGGGGCUUGAGCGUUUGAGUAGCUGAAUGUUUCACUGUUUUCUGUCACUGGCUAUAAGAGUCUUACAUGUCUCUGUGCAAGUAAAUGUAGAACUGCUGUCAGGGUGUGAAAGGCUUCCAGCAGGAGCCAGCCUUUCUGCAGCUGAAGGCCAGCAAACUACCCCUGCUGGGACCUCCGGCAGUGUUGAUGCCAAAAAUAUGGUAGCUUUUCAUAGGCUGAUUUUUAGGAGUUGCAAGUCAACAACUUCUCUUUAGUAAGAUGGGUAGAGUAAGUAAACUUCACAGGCCCUUGGGAAAUUAAGUCCCUGGGGUGUGGUCCAACUCUGUAGGAAACAUAUGGGCUUUUAAAUAGUUAAGAACCCUGGGGAGAGGAAGGGAGGCAGGUAAGCUUUGAGAUCUCUCUCCUUCAGAAUGAUUUCUUAAAAUGACAAUCUGGUCCUGUUCACUACCCUAGAUAAAACUCCUUAACGACUUCCCAUGGCCUCCAGGGUAAAACCCAGAUUCUUCUUCAUGGAAUUGAAGGCCCCUUAUGCACUGGUUUGGGCUGACACCUCCACUUUCAUAUGGGGCCUCUGUUCUGUAUGCACGCUGCCCUCCGUCUGCUUAGCCAGUCACAGUCUCUGAACACUGUGUGCUCCCCCACACUUCUGUGCCUUUCAUACCUGCUGUUCCCUCUGGAAGGUCUGGCCUCCCUUUUUGCUUGGUGAGCUCCUCAACCUUCCAGACUUACUCAAGGGUUACCUCUGGGAAUCCUUUCCCCAUGUUCCCUGCUUCCAGGCCCCUAUUUCAUAUCCCUUCUGUGAUAGGACCCAGUGGCCUUAUAAUUGUGAAAUUCUUUGUUGCCUCCAGUAACUGUGAGCCCCCUGAAGCGAGGAGUGUGGCUUGUUGCAGUGUUUGCGGUCGGGUCUGGAUCCCUGCUCCGCCUCUCACAAGGUGUGUGGCUGCUAGAAAGGGAUUGCACCUCUCAGCCUCAGGGUUCUCAUCUGUAAUUUAGUUCUUUUCUCAUAGGGACUUUUGGAUGAGUAAAUGAGAUCUUUAUGAAGUGCUUAGUGUGUUAUCCUGCCCCAAGUAAGAGCUCCUGUGAGGGCUAGCUGUAUCCCCAUUGCCCAGCCGAGUGCCUGGGGAUUAGAGGUGUUCAGAGGUGUUUAAAUGAAUGAGUUGAUAUGACUGACAUGACAAGAGAUCUGUGUGCUUUUGGUGAGCGUGUGGAUUUUGUAUUGUGAAACUCUGAGGAUACAGAAGACCUGGCUGCCCAGCUCACUUUUCUGUUCUCUGCCCUGAAGUUCCCCAGUACUGUUCUGCUUCUAGGCCUCUAGGUCCUCCGUUUUACGUUUGUUUUGAACUCUUCAGAGUUGUCCUCCUAGUCAGACAAGGAACUCAGAGCCAAGACUGCUCCGAUGACGGUGCCCUUUCCUGA